This is a messenger RNA of Neospora caninum, 963 nucleotides long. Its product is annotated as YOR039Wp-like protein, related. The transcript has 5 exons. The record is from RefSeq and is a predicted model, not a curated record. Gene Ontology annotation, cellular component: cytoplasm; protein kinase CK2 complex. The coding region runs from base 1 to 963 and encodes 320 amino acids. Gene Ontology annotation, molecular function: protein kinase regulator activity. Lineage: Eukaryota; Apicomplexa; Conoidasida; Eucoccidiorida; Sarcocystidae.
AUGCAACAGAAGGCCGAGCGAACUCCCGAGGGCGCCAGCUCCAGAGCGAGUGGCGGGGCAUCGGCGGCCGCCGGGGCCUCUCGUGCGGCGAGUCGCACGGCAGGCUCGCAGUCGAGCAGUGAAGAGUUCGACAGCGAAGAACAAGAGUUUUCCGACAUGACCGGCACGAGUGAACUGGAAGAUAUGAGCUGGGUCGAGUGGUUUUGCACGCUGAAGGGGAAUGAGUUGUUCGUUGUCGUCGACGAGGACUUCAUUCGGGAUGACUUCAACCUGACAGGUCUCGCAAGUCAAGUGCCCCUGUUCGAUGAAGCGCUGGACAUUGUGCUCGACAACGAACAGUCCGAAGACGAAGACGACGAAGAAGAACAGAGAAAGUCUGCCAUGGCCGAACAGGCUGCCGAACUCCUCUACGGCCUCGUGCAUGCUCGGUUCUUGGCCACAGCGCGGGGUUUGCAACUGCUUCAGCAGAAAUACGCGCAAAAGCAAUUCGGAGUGUGCCCCAACAGCGCGUGCGAAGGUUGGGCGCUUCUUCCGACGGCUUUGACCGACACCCCGAACAAGCACACUGCCAAAGUCUACUGCGCCAAAUGCUGUGAGCUGUAUCACCCGCCCAAAGGCAGUCGGCUGAACCACUUGGACGGCGCGUACUUUGGCACAUCGAUCGCACAGAUUUUCCACAUGCAGUUUCCUUUCCUGCUUCCGACGGCGCGGAGUACAACUGUGUCGCCCCCGCCGUACUACAUCCCCACCGUGUACGGCUUCAAAGUGUCUCCGCAAGUGAAGACGCGCCUUCGUCUCCAGCAGAUCCCGCGGAUGAUUCACCAGGCGCGACAGAGAGCCGAAGAAGAGCGCGAGGCGCUCCUCGGCAGUCCAGCGGCUGCAGCUGCAGCCGCUGGCAUCUCGAGCGCCGCCGACGCUGCCGCUCAGGCGGCUGUCCCCGCGAACGAGGCAGGCCGGCGGUGA